Gavia stellata (red-throated loon) is the source of this 1490-nucleotide messenger RNA. Its product is annotated as transmembrane reductase CYB561D2. Lineage: Eukaryota; Metazoa; Chordata; Aves; Gaviiformes; Gaviidae. Gene Ontology annotation, molecular function: transmembrane monodehydroascorbate reductase activity. The record is from RefSeq and is a predicted model, not a curated record. The transcript has 3 exons. Gene Ontology annotation, cellular component: endoplasmic reticulum. The coding region runs from base 1 to 726 and encodes 241 amino acids.
AUGGCCCUGACGGCGGAGACCGAGUCCCGGCUGUACCGCUCGCUACGCGCCGCCGCCGGCGCCGUCGCCCACCUCGUGGCGCUGGGCUUCCCCACCGCCGUGGCCGUGCUGGCGCGGCCCGGAUCCAGCCUCUUCUCCUGGCACCCGCUGCUCAUGGCCCUCGCGGUAAGUCCCGCGCCCCCACCGCCCCGGUUACCGGCCACCUCCCCGUGCUGCGCCCCUUUCUCGUUCCUGAUGACGGAAGCCCUGCUGAUAUUCUCCCCGGAGACUUCGCUGCUCCGCUCCUUCUCCCGCAAAGUCAAAGUGCGGGUGCACUGGGUUCUCCAGCUGCUCGCCCUCCUCUGCGCCCUCCUGGGGCUGGGUGUCAUCACCUACAACAAGCACCUGAACGGCAAGGCCCACUUCGUCACCUGGCACGGCCUGACGGGGCUGCUGACCGUGCUGUACGCCGGCGGGCAGUGCAUGGGGGGGGUGCUCCUGCUCUACCCCAAGCUGAUGAAGAACUGGACGCUGGCCAAGCUCAAGCUGUAUCACGCGACCUCAGGGCUGGUGGGCUACCUGCUGGGCUGUGCCAGCCUGAUGCUGGGCAUGUGCUCCCUGUGGUUCACCACCUCGGUGACCAGCGUCUCCUGGUACCUCGCCAUGCUGUGUCCCCUUCUCACCAGCCUGGUUAUCAUGAACCAGGUAAGCAACGCUUACCUGUACCGCAAGCGGAGCCAGCACUGAGGGCUCGGUGCGGAUCCAGACUUCCCCUGUGUGAGCCGGUGAGGCUGGGGCGCCCCCCUGCAGGGUUCCCCUCCUCACAGAGGGUCUCCUCGGAACUAGAUUUCUACCUACUUGUCUCUCGUUAGUCCUGGAUUGUCCGUAGUGUCUCGUCCCCGGGAGCAGCUACUAUGCGUGUGACACCGACCGGGCAGAAGCUGCCCAACUCGUGCCUGCCUCGGUGGGUACAUUUCCCAGCAUAGGUAAAGCUGCUGAUCCCCACGGCAGCUUGGUGCUCAGUGCUGGGAACUGGAGGGUUCACUCAGGAUUCCUGCUCCUUUUCCCUUCCCUCGCCACCCAGGGCUGCUUUGGAGCAGGCAGGACAGGAGCUGGCACGUUCCCGGUAAGGAGGGCAGGGAGUCCCUGCUCGCCUGGGAGGCUGCAGCGGGCACUGCGCUGCCUCUCCUGCCACGAAGGCAGCUUGGCCAGUGAAACCGUGGGGCAAAGUUGUGGCUUCAGCCUGGCUGAAGUGGGGUGGCAGCACCCAGGGUGUCUGUCCCCACGACGCAGCCCCACACAGGGACCUGGGGGCUUUCUGGGACCGGUCCAGACGGCCCUGCCUGACGGCUGUGGAUCCGGGCACCCAUCACCACGCACAAAGCCUUUCUGCAGGCUGGGACAGCGAAGCUUCAGCCUGGUGGGAGGUGGGGGCCGUUUUAUAGAGCAAAUUACUGACCUGGGCUGCAAACCGGCAGCCUGCAAAGGCGUUUUGUCCCUCUGAGGGGCAG